CGCUGAGCGUGUAGAUUGUUUUACUUGCUACACGCAGGUAACAAUACUGAUCAUGGAGCCCAUCCCGGAGGUCAAUGAGAGUGACGAGAUGUACGGACUGGUGGACCACAUUUAUGAUGCUUUAAUUAAAUAAAUACCUUUUCGGGCGAGUACCCAGAAAAUAAUGAGUCAGGAUUCGACUCACGGUCAGGCAAACCCUCACGCGGAGCCUGAACACGUUAGUGUGCAUACGGUGCACACUGAGGCAUCCAGCUACGUACCCCAACAACAUCAGCCUCAGCCGGAACCUCAGCCAGUUCCGGAGCAGUUCGCGGGUCAGAACCCGAAUUUGGCCAUCCCGAUGUUCCAACCACAAAUGGUUGCGAACAUGUUCCAAUUCUUCCAACAGAUUGCUGGAGCACACGUACCACCACCACCACCUCCUGCAACCAUUGUCUCGAUUGAAAAACUCAAGAGGAAUGGGGUGCAGGAAUUCUGUGGCGACCAGAUAGCGGACCCUCAAAUAGCCAAGCAUUGGCAAGAACGCACGGUGAGGGUACUAGAGAACUUGAAGGUACCUGUCGAGGAUUGGGGACAACACGCCAUAUCCCUAUUGCAAGAUGCCGCCUAUGACUGGUGGAAGCGAAUGGGUGCCAACAUUCCCGUGCCGUUUGGUAAAGACUUGGUCAACACCAUGGAGAAGCGCUGCAAGAAAUUCAUCAAGGGUAUGAGACCAGACCUGUCAUCAACACUCAUAAUUGCUCCCCGAGCCGACAUCAACGAUGUCUAUAAGAAAGCUCUUAAGCUGAACGAGGAGCUCAUCAGGAAAGCUGCGUAUGAGCAGGCACUACUGGCAGAAAGUCGGACCGUCCAAUCGGGCCUGAAGAUGGGACAUGGUAGCAAGAGGACCUUCUCCGCACCGAGCAACUCCCGCUAUGAUAAGCGAGCAAAAUCUACUCCCUCUGAAUCUGUGGCUGUUACUAGUAAAAGCGGAAAAGAGAAAGUGACAUAUCGUAAUCCUAUAUGUUCACUCUGUGGCCGUAGGCAUGCUGGUGAGUGUUGGCUUACACAGGGUCUUUGCCUCGGGUGUGGUCAGUCAGGUCACUUUCGAAAGGAUUGCCCGACGAACCCAGGCGAGGUUUUCUUCACAGCACCAAGCACGCCGGGUGUUUCUACUGUCCGACGGGCCGAGCCUACCCAGAGUCAUCGUUCCACGGCCGCGUCUAACCAACCGAAGAAACCAGCAGCCAGCCAGCAGCAAGGACGAACACCAGCUCGUACAUAUGCCAUGCAAGUGCGUACUGAUCCGCAGGCUAAUGAUGUCAUCAUGGGUAUGUUCACUUUAUUUGAUAUCACUGUAUCUGCAUUAAUUGACCCUGGAUCUACCUUAACAUACAUAUGUGUACCUAUGCCUGUUACAUCUCACGUCACUAAGGAAACUCUCGAGCAUCCAGUAGUUGUGUCGAACCCACUGGGACACAGUCUACGUCUCCAACAUGUUUAUAAUCAAUGUCCGUUGAUGGCUCAAGGAAAGAUAUUCUUAGCCGAUCUCAUUGAACUUUCUCACAAGGAGUUUGACGUUAUACUUGGCAAGGACUGGUUGACAAAACACCAGGCUAUUGUCGAGUGCAAGGAACGAGUGGUGAAACUUCAUACAGACGACAGUAACGAAGUGAUCAUUCGGGGAGAACUUCUGCCGAAAGCCCCAGAAUUCAUCUCUUAUAUGCAAGCAAAACGGCUUAUUCGCAGGAAAUGCGAAGCAUUCUUGUGCACCGUGAAGGAUAUGCAGAAGGAAACUCCUAACCAUAAGAACAUAUCUGUGGUUUGUGACUUUCCUGAUGUAUUUCCUGAAGAACUUCCUGGUCUACCUCCUCCAAGGGAAGAACUUCCGGAGGUUAUUUCCAAGAAGAUUGAACGUCGGAAGCUCGAAGUUGAUACGGGUGACCCGUAUUCCUCAGCUGACGCUGAGCGUGUAGAUUGUUUUACUUGCUACACGCAGGUAACAAUACUGAUCAUGGAGCCCAUCCCGGAGGUCAAUGAGAGUGACGAGAUGUACGGACUGGUGGACCACAUUUAUGAUGCUUUAAUUAAAUAAAUACCUUUUCGGGCGAGUACCCAGAAAAUGUAAAACAAUUUGAUUAUGUUUUAUAUUUAAGCUUCCAUACUGUUUCGACAUUACUCUGAAUUUAAUAUUUGAAAUUAUCAUUUAUAUUAAAGUUUUAAAUUGGUUUUAAAUUAUUCCUCAAAUAAUCUAGGUAAUUGGGU
Cuscuta campestris is the source of this 2244-nucleotide messenger RNA. NCBI's taxonomy places the organism in Eukaryota, Viridiplantae, Streptophyta, Magnoliopsida, Solanales, Convolvulaceae. The record is from the annotation of a GenBank genome assembly.